GGCAGAGCUCAGUGCGUGAACCAGUGGUCCAGACCUAUUUCCCAGCAGCCAAGCAGGUCAGGUAGCCUUAAUGCAUCACCAGACACCAACUCAGCAGAUAAGGCAGUGACGGGAGUGGAAAGGUGUCCUUCCAUGUUGCUCUCUGAUAAACAUGGUAUCACCAUCACCUCCGACUAUCCUUUUGAGAACGGCAAACUUGUCCUGUGUGUGAAAAACACAUAUGAGUAUACAGUCAAGCUGAAUGUGGAAAACACAGGAGAUCAGCCUUUGUAUUUUACUUACUACACACCACUGCACUGGCUUAGGUGCUUAACUCUACGUGAUGAAAAAAGGGUGACCAGACUGCAACCCCUACUUCUAAAUCCAGGUGACAGCUAUGAAGUCGAGGUCAGUUUCCAAUGUAGUCUGGUUGGGUUUUUUCCAGCUACACUGGCAUUUGAAUUCAAACCAGACUUGGAGCCAACCACUGCUGCCUUCCAUAUUGUGCGGAUCAUCGAGGCUAUGUGCAUAACGGAAUUAGGAGUGGAGCUGUUGCCUGAAGCGCCCUUCAAGCCUCGCUCCCUCCGUCCCUCGAUCCCCGAAAAUUAUUGCAAGAUUGUGGAUGGGCAGCGACCUGAGGGACUCGAUGUGAUGCAACUAAAAUACGUGGUCCGGUUAGAACCGUACCCAAUACCACGAUACAUGAACGACCUCAUCCAGCUGCUGAAAAAACCUUCUACUUCGAAUGAGAAAAGACGGUUGUUGGAGAGUCCUUUCUGUUGGGAGAAUUAUACAGAAAAGUUCCAGGUGUUGCUGUAUCUGGAGGAACGUCAGAUGGAGUGUGAUAUCAGAAGAUACAACAUUCCCAAUGAAGACAGAGAAUAUGCAGUGCUAAAAAGAGACACAAACAACCGGAAGCUUCUUGUUUUAGAGGUACCUGGUGUCUCUGAGAACCGACCCUCUGUGCUGCGGGGGGAUUCGCUGCUUAUGUACCCGCAGGGAGAAAAGGGGGUGAAAUACCGUGGAUAUGUUCAUGGUGUGCAGCUGGACAGCAUCAGACUGGGCUUUUGCCAAAAAUUUCUAGAUCUAUAUGUCAAAGACUUCAGCUUUAUUGAAGGAAUAAAGUUCAAUGUUGAGUUUACCAUCAAUCGUCUACUUGUGCAUCUCCAGCACAGAGCUGCAGAACUUGCAAGGAGCCAUAAACUGAGGAGUGUGUUGUUUCCUGUUGAACCCACUUUCUCAUGUGGAAAACCUGACCUCCCCAAACUCAAACUGUUUGAUUACCAGCUGGAGAAAAACCCUGAGCAGUAUCAAGCUGUUCAGCACAUUGUAGCUGGGUCAUCCAGACCUGCUCCCUAUCUUGUGUUUGGUCCACCGGGAACAGGAGCUUCCCUCUUGGAGCGCUUGAUGACUGAUUUCCCGCUGUACCAAAAGAAUGAGGGUGUCUACAACAACCUCUAUGUGACAAAAUUACUGCGUAACUAUAGGUCUCAUCCUGCCAUUCUCAAGAUUCCCAAUGAGCUUUUCUAUGAUGGAGAACUUCAGGCUUGUGCUGAAGAAUAUUCACGCAAGUUGUACUGCAAUUGGGAACACCUUCCAAAGCAGGGCUUCCCAGUGAUCUUCCAUGGGGUUAAAGGUCUUGAAACCCGCGAGUCCAGCAGCCCCUCAUUCUUUAAUGUCGGUUCAGUCGAGGAGUUUCAAGGACAAGAGAGGAGAGUAAUCCUGGUGUCCACAGUUAGAAGCAGUCCCAGAUACUUUGAUAUUGACAAAAACUUCAGCCUGGGCUUUGUCAAGAAUGAGAAGAGAUUCAACGUGGCUGUGACUCGAGCCAAAGCUCUGCUGAUCGUGGUGGGAAACCCCCUGGUAUUGAAUGCAGAUUCUACCUGGGCCCGCUUUAUCAAGUACUGCAAAGAUGAAGAAGGCUCUGAGGGCUUGACCUAUACUGAGGAAGAUAAGAAGUUGACACUGCUGAGAGUGUUGUUCAACAACAACUGGAACCUGAAUGGAGGAACGAUAUCGGAGUCGCAAGGAGUGCUGGUGCUCAUCUCCAGCUGUCUACAGGCUUCCUCCCAGGGUUACAUGCCUGGAUCGGGGGGGCCAUCCAAUAAAGAUGCCCGAGUCACCUCAGCUGACUCUUCUAUAUGUGGACGAGAAGCGGCUCUACUGAGCUCCUCACCCUCUAAGGGAUUGCCCAGACAUCCUGAGGAGAAAAAGCUAAUUUCAGCCGCUUGUUAUCAGGAGAAGAAAGCAGUGACGAAAUCUGCUGGACCCUGA
Messenger RNA from Cyprinodon variegatus (sheepshead minnow), 2253 nucleotides. RefSeq names its product putative helicase mov-10-B.2. The transcript has 18 exons. The annotation marks the transcript as partial. NCBI's taxonomy places the organism in Eukaryota, Metazoa, Chordata, Actinopteri, Cyprinodontiformes, Cyprinodontidae. The record is from RefSeq and is a predicted model, not a curated record.